This is a messenger RNA of Cadophora gregata, 1512 nucleotides long. RefSeq lists its product as uncharacterized. The record is from RefSeq and is a predicted model, not a curated record. The coding region runs from base 1 to 1512 and encodes 503 amino acids. The transcript has a single exon. Gene Ontology annotation, molecular function: 2-oxoglutarate-dependent dioxygenase activity. Lineage: Eukaryota; Fungi; Ascomycota; Leotiomycetes; Helotiales; Ploettnerulaceae.
AUGAAAGAGGCCGAAAAAGCUUCUUUAGAGCAAGACCUGAUCAAAAUUUGUGUGCAAUCGUUCUGCAAUUCCUCACGAAUCACUGCAUCGUUGUCCAACGCAUCAAAGCAGCUCGGUCCCACACCCAAAGGCGAUGCACCCCAGCACUGCAGCCAGGCUAUCUUAAGCCUGCUGCACCAUCUCAGCAACUUGAUCAAGAAUCACAUGGGCGACUACGAUUUUGUUAUUCAGAGACUGGAUGAUAUGAUUAGUCUUGCAACGGAGAAGUUCUAUGCAUUUCCUUUCAAAGAUGUCCCGCCGUGCUGGCCACAGCUCUUUAGAGAAGCAAGCCUGCUGAAGUUCUCAGCAUUAGCUGUAAGCGAAAUCUGGGGAGAUGUGAGUAGCCAGAACGAUGACGAAUUACGGAUUUCAACAUUCGAGAACAGUCAGAUGGAUGGGAUGGUCAAUGUACUUGACAUGGCCCUCAUCAUGGCGGGGCCUCCGGAAUCCGAACAAACACAAAGAGAGAUUACAAGAGUCCUCGAUUUACUGCAAGAGAUACAUGUCACUUCAACCAAGCGAGAUGAAGAGGGCCGGCCCACCAAGCGGCCGAAGCUAGAGACAGAGCACAAGCAGCUCUUCAAUGGAUGUCCCGUCCGUUCUUCAUUCGUUCCACCUGUGGUACAUGCAAUUCCUCGAAGACAUCUUCCAACAUUGGGUGACUUCCAGAAACAUAUGUCCCAGCCUGGCAAUUCAGAUAUCGGCCCCGAGCCUGUGAUCAUCACCCGCGCAAUAGAUCACUGGCCAGCUCGCAAUGAGAAUGCCUGGAACAAACCAAGCUAUCUGCUUUCCAAGACCAUCGGCGGAAGGCGGCUUGUACCCAUCGAACUCGGUCGAAGCUACGUCGACGAAGGAUGGGGACAGAAGAUCAUCCCCUUCAAAGAAUUCAUUGAGCAGUAUAUUCUUCUCAAUCCAAAUUCUCCUGGUCUUGCAACAGGUUACCUCGCUCAGCAUAACCUGUUUGCUCAAAUGCCAUCUCUUCGUCACGAUAUCGCAGUUCCAGACUACUGCUACACAUCGCCGCCACCACCACACCAUUCCUCGCCUCUCGCCGAGAAGCAUUCCAAAAUGGCUGAACUUGACGAGCCACUAUUGAAUGCAUGGUUUGGUCCAGCUGGAACUAUCAGUCCACUCCAUACUGAUCCGUAUCACAACAUCCUUGCACAGGUUGUUGGCAGGAAAUAUAUUAGACUAUAUGCUCCACGCGAAAGUGGGAAGCUGUAUGCAAGAGGAGUGGAGGAUGGCGGAGUUGAUAUGGAGAACACCAGCGAAGUAGACAUUGGACUUCUGUGCGGAUGGGAUGGAACCGAAGAGGAGAAAAAUGCAGCUCAUUCAAAGUUUCCACUCUUCAGAAACGCUGAGUUUGUGGAUUGUAUCCUGGAGGAUGGGGAGUGUUUGUACAUCCCCGUCGGAUGGUGGCAUUAUGUCCGGAGCCUCAGUGUCAGCUUUAGCGUCAGCUUUUGGUUCAACUGA